UAGCCUAUGCGCCGCGGCGCGGGGGGCGGGGCGGAGGUCGCGCCGAGGGCGGCGGGCUGCCGCGCCAGGGUGGCGCGCGCGCGUUUUCCUUGUUCCUGGUCAACAAAGAAAUGUGGAGUAUCUUGGCUGAAUCCUCAUACAGACAAGAUCAUUAUGGUGCUGUUAGGUAGGACUCAUAUCCAGAUGUAAGGUUGAAAAAGUGAUAUAAUAUUUAAAGGAACCAAGGAGAAAAUUCAGAAGGAAAGAAAAAAUUGCCUGCAGGUGUGUGAGCAGGAUUGCUUCUGCAACAAAAGCCUCCACCCAGCCACAUCUUGGGAAAAGAAUGGCCACUUCUUGGGGCGCAGUCUUUUUCAUGCUGGUGGUAUCCUGUGUUUGCAGCGCUGUCUCCCACAGGAACCAGCAGACUUGGUUUGAGGGUAUCUUCCUGUCUUCCAUGUGCCCCAUCAACGUCAGUGCCAGCACCUUGUAUGGAAUUAUGUUUGAUGCAGGGAGCACUGGAACUCGAAUUCAUGUUUACACCUUUGUGCAGAAAAUGCCAGGACAGCUUCCAAUUCUAGAAGGGGAAGUUUUUGAUUCUGUGAAGCCAGGACUUUCUGCUUUUGUAGAUCAACCUAAGCAGGGUGCUGAGACCGUUCAAGGGCUCUUAGAGGUGGCCAAAGACUCAAUCCCCCAAAGUCACUGGAAAAAGACCCCAGUGGUCCUAAAGGCAACAGCGGGACUACGCUUACUGCCAGAACACAAAGCCCAGGCUCUGCUCUUUGAGGUAAAGGAGAUCUUCAGGAAGUCACCUUUCCUGGUACCAGAGGACAGUGUUAGCAUCAUGGAUGGAUCCGACGAAGGCAUAUUAGCUUGGGUUACUGUGAAUUUUCUGACAGGUCAGCUGCAUGGCCACAGACAGGAGACUGUGGGGACCUUGGACCUAGGGGGAGCCUCCACCCAAAUCACGUUUCUGCCUCAGUUUGAGAAAACUCUGGAACAAACUCCUAGGGGCUACCUCACUUCCUUUGAGAUGUUUAACAGCACUUAUAAGCUCUAUACACAUAGUUACUUGGGAUUUGGAUUGAAAGCUGCAAGACUAGCAACCCUGGGAGCCCUGGAGACAGAAGGGACUGAUGGACACACUUUCCGGAGUGCCUGUCUGCCGAGAUGGUUGGAAGCAGAGUGGAUCUUUGGGGGUGUGAAAUACCAGUAUGGUGGCAACCAAGAAGGGGAGGUGGGCUUUGAGCCCUGCUAUGCCGAAGUGCUGAGGGUGGUACGAGGAAAACUUCACCAGCCAGAGGAGGUCCAGAGAGGCUCCUUCUAUGCUUUCUCUUACUAUUAUGACAGAGCUGUUGACACAGACAUGAUUGAUUAUGAAAAGGGGGGUAUUUUAAAAGUUGAAGAUUUUGAAAGAAAAGCCAGGGAAGUGUGUGAUAGCUUGGAAAACUUCACCUCAGGCAGUCCUUUCCUGUGCAUGGAUCUCAGCUACAUCACAGCCCUGUUAAAGGAUGGCUUUGGCUUUGCAGACAGCACAGUCUUACAGCUCACAAAGAAAGUGAACAACAUAGAGACGGGCUGGGCCUUGGGGGCCACUUUUCACCUGUUGCAGUCUCUGGGCAUCUCCCAUUGAGGCCACGCACUUCCUUGAAGACCUGCAUUUGCCAACACCUUUUUAAGGGGAGGAGAGAGCACUUAGUUUCUGAACUAGUCUGGGGACAUCCUGGACUUGAGCCUAGAGAUUUAGGUUUAAUUAAUUUUACACAUCUAAUGUGAACUGCCGCCUAACCACUCAAGAGUACACAGCUGGCACCAGAGCAUCACAUAGAGCCCUGUGAGCCAAAAAGUAUAGCUUUGGAACUUAACCUUGGAGUGAGAGCCCAGGGACAGGUCCCUGGAAACCAAAGAAAAAUCUCAUUUCAACCCUUUGAGUGCCUCAUUCCGCUGAAUAUUUAAAUUUUCCUCUUAAAUGGUAAACUGACUUAUUGCAAUCCCAUGACCCAUCAAUAUCAAUAUUUUUUUCCUCCCUAUACAGUGUCCUGCCCACCCUUAUCUGCCCCCACCUCCCCUGAAAAAGAGAGAAAAAAAAUACCUGGUUUUGCUUUCCAUGUAUAAUUCAACAACACAAAAUGGGACCAUGUCAGAAUCUGUAUGAUCCUAUUCUGUGUUAGCUCCAAUCAGCCAGCUGAGAGCCAUCCUAAAUAUUAAUAGGAUGGAGAGUAACUCCUAACUGUGCAUAGAUUACAGCCUUAAGAAAGAAGGCCACCCAGUCUCUGGGGACAUGUUUUGGGAGGGUGUGGCUGCCUCAUAUAGCCUACCUUUGCUUUAAUCAGCAUUUUAUCAGUCAACUCUGGGAUUAAUGAACAUAUCCAACUUUAUGGGUAUGUGUAUAUUCAGUGCCAGUACCACCUCCCAGGCUAAUGUGUUAACAGUGUUUUCUAUGAUUCUAAACUUGUUUUCUAUUUCUAAGAAAUAGAACUAGGCCCUAACUUUU
Molecule: messenger RNA, 2470 nt
Organism: Nomascus leucogenys (northern white-cheeked gibbon)
Lineage: Eukaryota; Metazoa; Chordata; Mammalia; Primates; Hylobatidae
Gene: ENTPD5
Product: ectonucleoside triphosphate diphosphohydrolase 5
Biological process (GO): nucleoside diphosphate catabolic process
Cellular component (GO): membrane
Molecular function (GO): UDP phosphatase activity; GDP phosphatase activity
Source: RefSeq, a predicted model, not a curated record